AUGGUGUGUAGCACCAUCUGCCUGUUUCAGCGUGGCCAGUGGGGAAAUGAAGGGUCCAGAGGAGAUCAGCGCAACUACGACAAUCGAGGUGGCCGAGGCGAGUGGGGAGACCGGGGCGGUCAGCGUGGUGACAAUCAGCGCGACUACGGAGAUCAGCGCAACUACGACAAUCGAGGUGGCCGAGGCGAGUGGGGAGACCGGGGCGGUCAGCGUGGUGACAAUCAGCGCGACUACGGAGAUCAGCGCAACUACGACAAUCGAGGUGGCCGAGGCGAGUGGGGAGACCGGGGCGGUCAGCGUGGUGACAAUCAGCGCGACUACGGAGAUCAGCGCAACUACGACAAUCGAGGUGGCCGAGGCGAGUGGGGAGACCGGGGCGGUCAGCGUGGUGACAAUCAGCGCGACUACGGAGAUCAGCGCAACUACGACAAUCGAGGUGGCCGAGGCGAGUGGGGAGACCGGGGCGGUCAGCGUGGUGACAAUCAGCGCGACUACGGAGAUCAGCGCAACUACGACAAUCGAGGUGGCCGAGGCGAGUGGGGAGACCGGGGCGGUCAGCGUGGUGACAAUCAGCGCAACUACGACAAUCGAGGUGGCCGAGGCGAGUGGGGAGACCGGGGCGGUCAGCGUGGUGGCAAUCAGCGCGACAACUCUAACCAGUUCGGAUACAGGAACGAGAGAGAUGGUGGGAUCGGACGGCAGCGGUCGGCGCGCGACAAUUUUGGCGCCCAUGACAAUCGUGCUUCCGAUGAACGUGGAUCAACUGACCCCGCCGUGGGAGAAGUGUUUGAUGAACAAGCUGCCAAGAUCCUCUACGAACUGAAACGCCGGUUUAAGAGCUCAAAAACCGGGAAAGAGAGAAGGGACGUACAACGUGAGGCCCGCCGCAUCGUGCGGCGAGCGCGCGUCGACCCAUCGACCCAGGACGAGAAAUCGGUGACACUACUUCUCAACUGUGCCGCUACCUUCCGGUGCUAUCCACAUACAGAGGGAAUCAAACAGGCUACAGAAUGGAUGCGGAAAAAUAUUGACGGCUUGUCACCCCAAAACGUGGCCCUCUUCACGAACGCAAUUGGAGCGCUCUCGGUAGUGGAUAGCGAUACCAUUUUAAUUAAUGAGAUAUCUCCUGCAGUGGAAGCUUGUUACGGGCAAAUGAACCCCGUGGAAUUAGUGAUGACCCUGCAAGCCUUCCAACGUGGGAGAAUAACAGAAAAUGAAGACCUUCAGGUAUCACUAUUGCAGCAGUUAGUAACUUGUGUGCCGCAGAUGCCGGCGCCCCAACUGUCCACCCUGGCGGGCGUCUUGGUGGACACACCUCUCCGGAAACGUGACGAAGCGACGUGGCAGGAGAUCGCCAAAACUGUCGUCUCAAAGGCAGCCAGCGGUGCGGAGAACAUGCAUUCUCGAGAGGUUAUAACGCUUCUAAAAGCCACACCGCGCCUUGGUGUCCCGGAAGACCACAGUUUCCAUCUGGUUGAUCGGGCCAUUGCGACAGUGGGGUUCCACACGGACGAGCAAAUUGGGGAGCUUCUUGAAGCAGUAUCAUACUACCGUGAUCCUCAAAAGACUUGUGGGAGGGAGCUGAACGAAAAACUCGACAAAUUGGUUGAUGCCCUAUGGGCUCGUCUUCAGAAAGUGGCGCCCUUUGCGGAUGCUGCAAGUGUUACAACGAUCAUGCGUGCCGCGCACAGGUCAGGUGUCGAUGUUCCUCGUGACAUUGUGAGCACUCUGGUUCAAGCGGUGAUGAGGGAGCUCCGUUACCACCGUUUUACCUUCCGGCGAGUGGCGUCAUUGUCUGAGGCUUUGGCGUUGCAGAAGGUACCCGCGAAGGAGCUACUCGUCAUGCUUGGCGACUACUGCAUCGGAAAGCGACCUCCACGGGAGGAGCGCGGCGAGAACACCCCCGUUGAUGACCAUAACUCAGGAAUUGAAGAACGCAUGGACAUAUAUGCUCGCUUCCUUGGGGACUUGACAAAAGCGCGUAUUGCACUAGAAAAUGCCCACAGUUCCAACGCCGGAAACGGUGAACCGGGUUCAAGUGUUUCUCAGAUUCUUGCACAGAGGCUGGAAGACAGCGUGGGCUCCGCCCCUCCGCGGGAGCUUCUCAAGUCUGUGCGAGCGAUCUGCACCGCAGCUGACGACUGCCCGUUUCGAAAUCGUGCGAAUGACGGAAAGAUCAUAGCACUGUCUGAGCAACGGAUUGCGAAGGAGGGCGCCAGUUUCAUGGAGGGAGUGCGCAAGACGACCAUGGAAAAUUUUCUGUCGGCUGUUAGUGGCAUUCCACAGGCGCAGAAGGUGGUUGAGGUACUUUCCCACCAAACUAGGUAA
This is a messenger RNA of Trypanosoma brucei brucei TREU927, 2328 nucleotides long. RefSeq lists its product as hypothetical. The record is from RefSeq and is a predicted model, not a curated record. The coding region runs from base 1 to 2328 and encodes 775 amino acids. The transcript has a single exon. Lineage: Eukaryota; Euglenozoa; Kinetoplastea; Trypanosomatida; Trypanosomatidae.